Messenger RNA from Ectocarpus siliculosus, 1214 nucleotides. The record is from the annotation of a GenBank genome assembly. Lineage: Eukaryota; Phaeophyceae; Ectocarpales; Ectocarpaceae.
CGGGAUCUGCUGAAUCCAUGGAGCUCUCUGAUGAUGAGCGUAUCGGUCUGGUCGGGUUUCUGAGCGAGCACGUGAGCAAGAAGCAGCUCGAGAUGGUGGAACACAAAGCCUGGAACUGCCUAAAAGACGAUGCUGAUCACAAGAUUCUCAAAGGCAUCCGGAAGUUGGUGUUCGUGCGCAUGGACAGCCCCGAGAGCAUGUCUCAGUCCAACUUCAACACCCUAAUCAACAGACGCUUGGGGAUACCUCCGGGGCAGCAACAGCAACAGGGUGGUUCUGCCAAUGCAGCGAAUAGCAGCACUCCCAACCAUGCGGGUCGUGCCAGCGGGGGCGGCGGCGGAUCCAGAGGAGGCCCUGCUCAAGGGGCCAACCAUAGUGGCGCCGUAAACGGCAGCCCCAACCCUGCCAGUGGCGGUUCCGGGGGCGGAGGUGGAUCUGGAUCUGGACAAGGCUCUGCUCAAGGGGCCAGCCGUGUUGGCGCUUCUAACGGCAGCCCCAGCCCUGCGGGUGGUGGUUCCCGGAGUCGCGGAGGCGAUUCUGCUCAAGCGCCCAUCCAUGUGUCUGCGGUAGAGUUGGAAGACACCGACGACGAAGAAGAAGGAGACACCGUGUCUGAGCACGACCAGAACGACGACAACGGGGGAGAUUCGGACGGGGGAGAUACCGACCUCGAGGACACCCCCGCCGCGAAAUAUGAAGAGCAUAAAUGCGGCUUCCUUCAGCGCCGCAGAUGGAAGGUGAAGGAGUUCGAGCCUCCGGGAGAGCCGCCAGGGAACGGGUACUGGGUCGAUGCAAGUAGCGAGGAUGACGGAAUAGUGCUGUUUCGGAUGUCGAAACCGGGCGACCUGGAGCGGGCGAAACCCCGGCCGGCGCCGACCUACAUCACCAAUAACCCUUACUGCACGGAUGCGCCUAAGGCGGCGUACGUUAAGAGGCUCACGAUGUACGGCCUCUUAAAAGUCGUGGGUGUUUCUUCCCAGGGCGGGAUCUGGCGGGCUCCCGACGCAGAGAUCGAGAGGGUCCUGAAAAAGGACCCUCGCGUACCAUCCGACAUGUUUGGCAUGUCUGGUGAUGCGUACGUCAAGGUCAUGGGGGAGGCUUUCCGUCGCCACCAGGAAGAAAGAGAUGAGAUCCAAAGGGAGGCUGAAGAAGAGAGCGAGGAUGAAGUCGCUGCCCCACAGGGGAAGCGCUGUCGAGUAGAUUUCAACUCUUGA